AUGUCGUUCUUUGCAGAAGGAACCUCCAUCACUCGGCCACCUCUAUUGAAUGAUACUAAUUAUCCAUACUGGAAGGUCAGGAUGAGGGCAUUCAUCAAGUCACAAGAUGAGAGGGCUUGGAGAUCUAUACUCUCGAGUUGGACUCCACCAAUUGAAAAAUAUGAUAAAGGCUUUAUAAAAUUGAUAUCAUCUUGUGAAUUUGCAAAAGAGGCGUGGCAAAUCCCUCAAACUCGGUUUGAAGGUACCAUUGAUUUGUCUGAUAUUGCUAAUGAGUUUUUUUCCUUGGGAGAAAAAAAAUUAGAUGAAUCUGUUUUGGUUCGAAAAAUAGUUUGUGUGCUUCCAGACAGGUUUGAAACGAAAUUUCUAGCAAUGGAGGAGGCUAAGGAUUUUGGCAAAAUGAAGGUUGAGGAGCUUAUGGAUGUUUCUGGUGAUGAAAUGGCCUUGUUAGCAAGAAAUUUUCGAAAUUUCAUGAAAAAGGUUGGAAAUAAAAAGAAUUUUUCAAAAACUCCAAAAGAUUAUGAGAAAGUUGCUUUAACCAGUGUUUUGUCAAGUGCUUUUCAUGAAAGAGGAAAUUUUUUGUGUUUAAACGAUACCUUGACUGAUGUCAAUAAAAAAGUAAUUGACUCAGAUUCAGACGAGUCAGAACUCAGUGAGGAAUCAUUAGCUGAAUCAUACAAGGGUUCUGUUUUUACAGUUGAACGUUCUGUUUCUACAGAAAUGAAGCAGUCAGGUGAUAAAGACUUUCUUGUCAACAUUAGACUAAUGCAAUGUGGAGAAGUUACUUUUGGUAAUGGUCUAGCUGGCAAUGUCAUGGGGAUGAGAACUCUUAAUUUUGAAGGUCUACCCAGGCUUAAGAAUGUAAUGUUGGUUGAAGGACUAAGAGCUAAUCUUCUUAGCGUUAGUCAAAUUUGUGAUCAGGGUUACACUGUUAAUUUUGAUAGUAAUCAUUGCUAUGUUGUUAAUGACCAAGAUGAAAUUAUUUUGCAUGGGUUUAGAUCUAAUGAUAAUUGUUACACUCUCACUACCUAUGCUACUUGUCACUCUGCCAUAGAUAACUGUAUUGAUUUGUGGCAUGAAAAGCUUGGACACAUUCAUUUCAAAAAUUUGAAAAAACUGUCAAAUGCAGGAAUUGUUCAAGGAUUACCCAAUCUGGGUAAAGAAUCUGUGGGAAAAUGUGAACCAUGUCAACUUGGUCCAAUUCAGGUUGAAAGUUUGAAUGAUUUUAAUAUUGGAAAGAUUGUUCGGAUUAGGAGUGAUCAUGGUAAACAAUUUGAAAAUACUAUUUAUGAUGAGUUUUGUAAAUCUAAAGACGAUUUGGCUGCAAUCACAGAAUCUUCGCCUGAGGCUACACCUCAAGAUACUGUAGCUACAACUGAUGAUUUUCCAGAAUCUUCAACGGAGAAAGAAACUAAGCAACCACCAAACAUAAUCACUGAUCCAAUUCAAAGAGAACCAUCUUCCAGAGUCAAGAAGAAUCAUCCUAACGAUCUCAUACUUGGGAACAUGGAUGAGAGCAUGGUUACUAGAAGAAGGUAUGCUAAUUUGAUUCAAUUUGUGUGUUUUAUCUCUUCUUUAGAGCCUAAAAAUGUGAAGGAAGCCUUGAUGGAUGAAGCAUGA
Humulus lupulus (European hop) is the source of this 1617-nucleotide messenger RNA. RefSeq lists its product as uncharacterized. The transcript has 10 exons. The coding region runs from base 1 to 1617 and encodes 538 amino acids. NCBI's taxonomy places the organism in Eukaryota, Viridiplantae, Streptophyta, Magnoliopsida, Rosales, Cannabaceae. The record is from RefSeq and is a predicted model, not a curated record.